Messenger RNA from Girardinichthys multiradiatus, 2650 nucleotides. RefSeq names its product protein EVI2B (gene evi2b). The record is from RefSeq and is a predicted model, not a curated record. Bases 415 to 1365 code for a protein of 316 amino acids. Lineage: Eukaryota; Metazoa; Chordata; Actinopteri; Cyprinodontiformes; Goodeidae. The transcript has 4 exons.
UGUGCAUGUUGCGUUUGUUUAUCUGGGUAGCAAACUGAGAUAGACUCAGAGCACACAGAUGACUGAUAGCAAGUGGACGGAUUUGUCUUUUUGCUUUCUGUAAGUUGAGGAAUUCACAGACUUGGAACUGGACUUCUACUAUUUUAUAACAGGACUUCAGCCUUUGUGGCUUCAGACCAGAAACCCUGAAAUAACCCAAGCAGAAGAAAAGACCAAGUUGUGCUGUUCAGAACAGCUUUUGCAGUUCAUCCAUCUUUCCAGUACACCACAGACACCUCUGGACACUACCUUAUAACAUGAUGAAAACCACCAGAAUUGUUUGCCCGUUUCUCCUGUCCCUGUUGCUGCUCCACCCUGCUGAGGCAGACCAAGCAUGAAACACCAAGGGUGUGCAACAGAAGACCUGAGGCCAAAAUGACCACCUUUACUUUAAUUCUACUGCUGAAACUGGCAGCAAUCAGCACAGUAAUAUCCGAGCUGCAAACCAACUUCACAGAUGUGACAGCAGUUGAGGUGACCCAAACCAUCCAGCUGGCAACAUUAAAUCUGCUGUCAGAGACUCCAGCUCUUAACACUGCAACUGCCACUUUUGAUAGGAACACACCAGAGGAAACAAGAAGCUAUACUCCUUUACAGCACACAAUUCAAUCAAUGCCUCAGACAGCACCAACACUUACCAGUUCAUCAGGUACAACAAUUGUUAAGUCUAAAGUUUGGAAAUCCACAACAAUGGUUCUAACUAGUCAAACCAGCAAGCAAAUCAACAAUUCAACAGGACCUAUAAUGCUAAGCAACAUUGCACAAAGCCAUGGUACAGGAAGAACACCAACCUCUCAGAUCAAGCUAAAUGAAACGACCUCUUCAUUUAUAUCUACAUUCAAGGUGAUGGCUAUCUUUACAGAAACCACAUCUAUCAAGUCUCAAGUGAAAAUAUCGACAAGUACCAAGCCAGUUCCAGGUGAUGAAGGAGCACACCCCUCAACUUCAGAAACGCCUGCGGUCAAUUACAUCAACAAGGCAAAGAAAAAAGAUUCACAACACGCCAAAGUUGUGGCAGCAAUAAUAGGUGCAGCACUGUCACUGAUGAUUGUAGGAUUUCUGCUCAUCUACAUCCAUAAACAGAGACUUCAGAAGCAGCAGACAACUAUGAACUGGGCAGGUCCUUCCCCAUUUCUAGAGGGGACGGCUAACAAUGGAAAUGUAGUUUUGAGAUCAUCCAACCAUAUUUCCUUCACCAGUUUUCUGCCUCACAGACUUUCAAGGAGAUUCUCUUUGCUUCCCGAAACAAAUGAGAUGAAAGAAAUCACCCUUGGAGCCACAAUAGAAGAAAAACACAAAGGAAGCACAUUUGGUCAAGCUAUAUGAUGCACAAAAAAAAAAGGCCAAAGCAGAUGUUACCGACAUAAAAAGUGGCAGUGAAGCUCGAGAGGCCGCUGUGUUUGUCACACAAACCCCUUUAGUAAACUAACAGUCAUCCUCAGACACAGUCAAUCUAGCAUUUAGAGAGCUGCAAAGUGUUCAGGCAAAAGCAAAAGAUUGCCCUAAGCAGCCAUAAGCACACUUGUAAAUCUCAAAUCAAAUCUAAAAGUUGUAUGCAGCCAGCUGCCUGAGACUCAAUUUUGACCAGCGUGGAAAACUGUUUAACUUUUCUUAACUGGCAUGAUCACAGUCAUUGACCAGAUCAUAAUGCUUGCAUCAGCACUUAACACAGAAACAAAACCUUGUACACUAACAGAUAUAACUGCUGUGUUUUUUUCCUAGUAUUUGCUUAGAGUGUACAACAUGCAGUUAGGUGUCAUUACAUUUCUCUUGCAUCUAACUGAAAAGCAGAAGGAAGUGUUGUAAGAGGAACUAACAGGAAGACUUGCUCAAAAUGCCACAUGCUUAAAUGACUUGCUGGUUUGCUCUCUAUACAGUAAUACUGCAUGCACCAUGGACAAAAGAAAGCUUUGGAACCCUGUCACUUGACCUUACGCAGGCAUGUAAAAAAUGUGCAAGCAGUACAUGACAGAUGCAUGUUCCUUUUAGGAUCCAGAAAACUAAAGGCCAUGGAUAAAUGUGAAGAUGCUGAAGCAUUUAUUCUACAACCACUUUAAAGAUGGCAACAUGAGGUGCUCAGGCCUUGACAAAAAAUAAUACAUAAAUGUGUUUGCAACUGCUAAUUUGCCAUUGGGCAACCAGAAAUGUAUUUCUAUAUUGUGCUUUAAUUUGCAAAUUACACCUUUUCUUUUAACUGAAGACUUUCUAACCCUCUGUGACAAAACUGUUUAAAGUAGUAAUUGAAAACCAACUUAGCCAGCUGUGUUGUAAAAUCAUUGCUCAAUAUGAAUAAACAAGUUAUUCACAUUCUCUAGAUUAGCUUUAGAUAAGGAUGAUGCUUGUAACUGAAUUAGUUAAAAGGCUGAAGCUAGGCAAACUUAAGACAAAAUGUAUGCACUUGAACAAACCAAAAAGCUUUCUGAUAACAGUCAGAGACCAAAAACAAGUAAGGAAAGCUAGUCCAUUCUCUAAUUUCUCUUCAGUGCUUAUGUCACAAUGGCAGGAUAACCUUCUCUGAAACAAUGUAAAAAGAACACAGCAAAUGUUUCAAGAAUAAAGGACUUUGUGUCAGUAAAUAUCUGUUCAUUAAAACAUUUGGUCACAAACCUCA